AAAAAUCAAUAGGUAGGCAAACCGUCGAACAGGAAGGAAGCCAAAUGGCCGCGCGGCUCUCAGCCUCGCCCGCCCUCUCCUACGCCGCUCUCGUCUCUCGCCGCGCCGCCUCCUCCUGCUUCCCCCGCUCCUUCCCUUUCCCAUACUCGGGGGCGGCUCUUCGUGGCUUCUCCUCUCAGCCGCUAGCCGUUGUUCGCGAUUCCCCCUUCGCGGACGUCUCCGUCCAAGCCCGGCGCGGUCCCUCUUCUCAGGUCGAAGACUUAGCCUCCCCUGCCGAUCUGUGCUUUGAGUCGCCUUUGAAGAUUGUGGAGUACCCUGACCCGAUCCUGAGGGCGAGGAAUAAACGUAUUAGUGCGUUUGACGAGAAUUUGAGGAAACUGGUUGAUGAGAUGUUCGAUAUCAUGUACAAAACUGAUGGUGUAGGCCUCUCAGCACCACAAGUUGGAGUGAAUGUUCAACUUAUGGUAUUUAAUCCUGCUGGUGAACGAGGUGAAGGAGAGGAAAUUGUUCUUGUGAACCCAAAAAUGUAUAAAGCCUCAACACGCACUUUUUUUUACAAUGAGGGAUGCUUAUCUUUUCCAGGAAUUUAUGCAGAUGUAGAGAGACCAGCAUCUAUAAAGGUUGAUGCUCGAGAUAUAAACGGUGCAAGGUUUAGAGUCAAUCUUUCUGGACUUCCUGCUCGGAUUUUUCAGCAUGAAUUUGAUCAUUUACAGGGUAUUCUUUUCUUUGAUCGGAUGACUGAAGAUGUUCUUGAAACUAUCCGUUCACAGCUGAAGUUAUUGGAAAAGAAGUAUGAAGACACAACAGGACUUGAAAGUCCUGAAAGCAUUGAUAAAAACAUCACUGGCCAAAGAAGGGAAAUUGCUGGUUUUGCUCAAAGAAAAGAGAUUACUGGUUUUGCUGGAAGAUGAUCAAGAAGUCAAUAUGUGCUGCAAAGUUUUUUGGUUUUUUUUUGGCUGGAACAAGCAGACCUAUGCACAAGUAACCUACAGAUGUCGCAUCGUUUGAUCCUACCCUGCACUAAAUGCAUAUAGUUUAUGCUCGCUUCAUGUUAGGAUUUAUUGAAAAGAUUAUGUUAAUUUUCUAAGUUCUUAAUGGCUUAUGCUCUAUACCUCUUGUUACCCAACUUGAUUGAUUGUUUAUCCUGGAAUACACACAUGUAAAGUUUAAUUUAAAAUGGUGGUAAAAACUUGAGAAUUGAUCUUGAGAA
Molecule: messenger RNA, 1210 nt
Organism: Zingiber officinale
Lineage: Eukaryota; Viridiplantae; Streptophyta; Magnoliopsida; Zingiberales; Zingiberaceae
Product: peptide deformylase 1B, chloroplastic-like
Exons: 7
Coding region: 45-911 (288 amino acids)
Biological process (GO): peptidyl-methionine modification
Cellular component (GO): mitochondrion; chloroplast
Molecular function (GO): peptide deformylase activity
Source: RefSeq, a predicted model, not a curated record